Strongyloides ratti is the source of this 1203-nucleotide messenger RNA. Its product is annotated as N-acetyllactosaminide beta-1,3-N-acetylglucosaminyltransferase. Bases 1 to 1203 code for a protein of 400 amino acids. Lineage: Eukaryota; Metazoa; Nematoda; Chromadorea; Rhabditida; Strongyloididae. The transcript is spliced from 3 exons. The record is from RefSeq and is a predicted model, not a curated record.
AUGAUCACAAAAAAUAAUAUAAGGAUAGCUAUUUUUUUGUUUUUUUUCUUUAUCUCAAAUUUUUUAAAUGCAAAAAAAAAUAAUAAUGCUGCAAAUUAUACAAAAUUUUCCAUUUAUCGAUAUAAUUCAAAUUAUUUGUUUAUACCUAAUAUUAUUAAACAAAAUACAAAAUUUGAAAAAAACAGAAUAACUUUAAUAUUACAUUGUAGUAGUGAUUACUUAAAAGAAUCAUUUGCUGGGCAUAUCAAAAAUUGGCCAGGACCCAUCUCUCUUGGUAUUUAUUUAAGAUCUCCAAUUAUUAAUUCUGUAGAAUCAUUAUGUGCUUAUUGUACACUUAAAAAUUUUCAUAUAUCAAAUGAUAAUCUUUCAGCUCACUUUAUUUAUAAACAUUCAUCAUCAAAACCAUUAAAAAAGUCAACCUCUGAAUUGGGAUACUUUUUAUCUAAUUUUAAUUGUACAAGAAAAGAUUUAUUAGAAAAAAUUUGUAAAAUACCACCAAAAAGUGAUUUACAAAAAAUUGAACAAAUGAAUGAGUAUCCAAUAAAUGUUGUUAGGAAUAUUGCAAGAAAAUUAUCUAGAACAAAUUUUAUAUUAAUUGCUGAUUUUGAUCAUAUGUUUUCGGAAAAUUUUGAAAAAAAAGUUUUACCAUUGGCAGAGAUGUAUCUUGGAAAUAAUUCAAAAAAUGUUCUUGUAUAUAGAAUUUUUGAAAUAAAUCAAAAUGCAACUAGAGAACCUAAAAAUAAAAAAAUUUUAGAAAAAAUGAUGAUUGAUAAUGAGGCUUUUAUUUUUCAUCAUUACUAUCCAAAAGGUCAUAAUAUACCGAGAUUAAAACAAUGGUUUCAAGUUCCAGAUUCUGAUAAACCAAAAAUACAAAUAGAAGUUCUGUAUAUGGAAAGUGCAUGGGAACCACAAUUUAUAAGUAAUCGUGAUAUACCUUUACAUGAUGAAACUUUUCCAUAUCCUGUAAGAGAUAAUACAAAUUUACGUUGGGCAAUGUGUAGAAUGGGUUAUCAUUAUCUUAUUUUAAAUGAUGUUUUUAUGUAUCAUAGAGGAUUAAAAGCAGAAAUUGAAAAUAAAUUAGUUAAAAGAGCCAGAGCAAGAGCAUGGAAGCAAUAUAUUAAUUCAUUGACACAAUUUAAUCAAAAAAUGGAUACAUUAUUUCCGGAUACAAAAAAAAAAUGUCCAAAAUUAGAUCCUGAUUAA